AUGGUUUGCAAGGAAGAUUUAUUGAUCGAACAAGUCUGCGAGCUAUACGAACAAAUCUCAAGCUUAGACACACUCAAACCUUGCAAAAAUGUUGACACACUUUUCACCAAACUUGUUCUCACAUGCAUGCCACCAAGUCCAAUAGAUGUCACCAAACUAAGCACAAAAGUUCAAGAAAUCAGAUCCAAACUCAUUAGGCUAUGUGGUGAAGCUGAAGGCCAUUUAGAAAGCCACUACUCAACCAUCAUAGCUUCAUACAAUAAUCCACUGAAUCAUCUCAACAUCUUCCCUUAUUAUUCAAACUACCUCAAACUCAGUCUCCUUGAAUUCAAUAUCCUAACCAACCACUCCACUAAUAUCCCUAAAAAAAUUGCCUUUAUUGGGUCAGGUCCACUUCCACUUACUUCACUUGUCCUAGCCUCAAACCACUUGCAAAACACAAUCUUUCAUAACUAUGAUAUUGACCCUUUAGCCAAUUCCAAAGCUUCUUGCUUAGUUUCCUCUGAUCCUGAAUUAUCAAAGCGUAUGGUUUUUUUCACCAAUGAUAUUUUAGAUGUUUCUAAUGCUUUGAAAGAAUAUGAAGUUGUUUAUUUAGCAGCACUUGUUGGAAUGAACGUUGAGGAAAAGAAUCGAAUCAUUGACCAUCUUGCUAAGAACAUGGCACCAGGAGCAGUCCUCAUGCUGAGGAGUGCUCAUGGUGCUCGUGCUUUUCUCUAUCCGGUUGUUGAUACCAGUAAUCUUCCGGGUUUUGAGGUCCUCUCUGUGUUUCAUCCAAUGGAUGAAGUUAUCAAUUCAGUUGUCAUAGCAAGGAAGUAUCCCAUGGUUUUGUUGCCAAACAAGCACUGUUGUUCUGAUGAGGUUCAAGCUUUCAAACCACUGAUCAACCAUGGGAUUGAGGAAUUGGUCGUUGAAGAUAAUUAA
Messenger RNA from Lathyrus sativus (Indian pea), 921 nucleotides. The record is from the annotation of a GenBank genome assembly. Lineage: Eukaryota; Viridiplantae; Streptophyta; Magnoliopsida; Fabales; Fabaceae.